Oryzias melastigma (Indian medaka) is the source of this 3241-nucleotide messenger RNA. Its product is annotated as E3 ubiquitin-protein ligase RNF126. The record is from RefSeq and is a predicted model, not a curated record. Gene Ontology annotation, molecular function: ubiquitin protein ligase activity. Gene Ontology annotation, cellular component: cytoplasm. The transcript is spliced from 9 exons. NCBI's taxonomy places the organism in Eukaryota, Metazoa, Chordata, Actinopteri, Beloniformes, Adrianichthyidae. Gene Ontology annotation, biological process: protein ubiquitination. Bases 307 to 1359 code for a protein of 350 amino acids.
GGUUAAUUGAAUUAAAACAGAAAAAGAAAAUCACAAGUAUUCUCACAUUAGCAUCGACUUUCAUUCUGGUAAAAGAUUUUCAGAAAAUUAAUCUGGAAACAUUUUGAUUUUUACAUUUCCAUUAGCGGUUCUUUGAUCAAAAUUUCUUUGAACAGACACUAUUUUGACUUCUUGCCUAUUUUCAGUGGGCAUAGUUGUGUUGUAGAUUAUGCUUAAACUUUGCCUAAGCAUUUUUAUUUUAUUUUAUUUUAUUUUAUUUUAUUUUGAAAGCAGAUAUUAAAGCGGAAGCGUUCCUCUCUUGGUCACAUGAUGUUUGAUCUCUUCACUUUUCCUCUCAGCGAACUCAAACUCGGGUUUUCUUGUCCUUUACCGCUCUCCGUCCACACCGUUACUCUUCAUCUCCUGAAAAUGGCUGAAGCCCCUCCACGGCCCUGCCGGUUUUUCUGUCACCGGUGCUCAGCAGAGGUUACACCCCGUUUACCAGACUACACGUGUCCACGAUGUGAUUCUGGUUUUAUCGAGGAGCUACCGGAAGAAAGAAGCUUUGAAAAUAGGUCAGCAUCCACUUCCUCUUCCAGUGACCAGAAUCGACAAUCCUUUGAGAACAUGGAUCACCAGCAUUUAUUCACGUUUCCCACCGGAUACGGCCCUUUCGCCCUCGGCAUCUUCGACGAUAACUUUGACCUCCGAUCGCGGUUACCCUCGGAGGAUAACAGAGAAGCAGAGAACAGGAGAGAGAGGGAAAUGGCGUCGCGGCAACGAUACAGUGCACGGCAACCACGAGGUCGCUACUUCCCUCGGCGACAGGGUACGCGCCAUGAGGGAGUGCCCACAUUAGAGGGAAUUAUCCAGCAGCUGGUCAAUGGAAUCAUAGCACCUACCGCCAUGCCGAAUAUAGGGAUGGGAUCAUGGCAAGUUGAAGAACAGGGUAUGCUGCAUUCCAACCCCAUGGACUACGCUUGGGGAGCUAAUGGUCUGGAUGCCAUCAUUACACAGUUGUUAAACCAGUUUGAAAACACCGGGCCCCCGCCUGCAGACCGAGAGAGAAUCAAGAGUUUACCGACAAUAACUAUCACACAGGAACACAUCAGUGCUGGGUUGGAAUGCCCCGUGUGUAAAGAAGACUACAGUGUCGACGAGAGGGUUAGGCAACUUCCAUGCAACCAUUUGUUUCAUAAUGACUGCAUAGUGCCUUGGCUGGAGCAGCACGAUACCUGUCCCGUGUGCAGGAAGAGUCUAAGUGGACAGAACACAGCUACUGACCCCCCAGAGUUAUCAGGAAUGAACUUUUCCCCUUCCUCGUCCUCUUCUUCCUCCCCAAGCUCUCCUAGUAACCACAAUGCUGCCAGCAACUCAUAGGUUUCUUCCACUCCUAAAAUGAAAGGAAACAAACAAAUCAGGUGAGAUCCUGCAGCUCCUCUCUCCUGCUGAGGACCUUCGUUCUGGGAUUCAAACUUGACUUUUAACAUUAUUCCUCCCCCUCUGCUGCACGGAUUAUUGUUCCUGCUCCUGCUGCUAUUUUUGCUGAGUGUUUGAGGAUUUUUAGGAUAUGAAAUAUGAAUUUGAACUAACGGAUUUUGAAGUUGAGUUAAAGUUGAGCCACAGUGGACUGCUUUCUGGACUGAGAGAUGUCUUUGCCUCGAGGCUGGGACGCACGUUUGUGUUUUAAAGGCAGGAUGCUCUUUUAUUUAAGAUUUGCCUUUGGUGGGGUGGAAUCCAUAGAUGUGUAUAGAAUGAAAAUACAUUUCCAAAUAUCAGCUAGAGUCAGAUUCAAACCUCAUGAUAAAAAAAAUAAGUUUUUUGUUUGUAACUUAUUUUUGCACUUUUGUUUUGCACAAUAUUCUGUCUUAUAAUGGGAAAUUUGACCCAAUAUAAAAUACUGUACAUAAAAAAGUUUUUUUUUUACUUGUUGCAUUUAAUAAAUAUUUAAACACAAAUUUAUUUCUUAUUAGACCUCAGUCAUUAUAAAAUAUGAAAGUGUAUUUUUUUCAUCUUGAUUGGUUAAAGACACAAUUUUUAAUUAAAAAAUCCUUUUGUGAAGUGAUUCACUAAACUAAGUGUUCAUUAAAACACUUUUUUUUUUAAGAUUAGAAGACAAAAAGUCAUGGGAUUGUCUUAUUUGUGUGAAACUAGCCAAGUAAUGUUCACAAUAAAAUGUUACUUGCUGUAUUUUUGUAUAGUCACAAUAAAGUGUUAAGCUCAAGAUUUCACGUUUUUAAUAAAGUUUUAUAGUUUAAAUUGUCUUCUUGGUGCCGUGAUGUUCAUCUUCUUGGACUGAAUUGUUGUUAGCUCUCUUUUAAUAAACAAAAAAGCCACAAUAGUCGAGCAAAGAACACAAAACUGACUCCUUCAUUUUUGGCUGCUCCAGACAAUCACCCAUCUCCAUUUAACUCUCUUUUCUUAAGGAAUACUUACAGAAUGCCAUUAUAUGUAUAUAUAGUAAAUAUUUUAAAAUCUUGGAUUUUCUUGUAGCUAACCUGUUUUUCUGAAAGAGGGGAUCCGAUGGUACAUCCAUGCCAAACGUGGUGCACAAAAUCCACAAUUAUUUCAAUAACCAACUCCACUAUUUUCUGCCUAGCUCAGGGGUGGGCAAACUACGGGCGGGGGACAUAUGCAGCCUGUUAAACAGGAAUGAAUUAUAUUGCUAAUCCUUAUUUUUGUCUUAAUUUCCGUAUAAUUCUGAUGUUGACUUUUAUUUAGGUGCAGAAAGUUAUUUUGCAUCCAUGUGUCGUUGGAAAAUUUGCUAUUUUUCUGAUGCUCAUAUGUGUUUUCCGAGUAAGACAGUCAUUUUUCUGAUCAUUUCAACAAGCAGCAUUUCUCCAAUUUUACAUUUUUUCCUGAAAGACUUCAACUCAUCGGUGCAAAUGGCACUAAAAUUAGAGAAAACACCCCAGUUUUGAAAUAAAGACUUCAAAAUGUUCUAUUUUAAAGUAUGUAUAUUAAACUAAAGUUUGUUUUUGUCCAGAUUCCAUGUUUUUCUUUCUCAUAUGAGGUGGAUUUUACCUAAACACUCCACACAUCUGCUCCUGGUCCAGGCAUUUCUGUAAAAUUUUAGAACCAUUUGUGGCCCAUGAGUCAAAAAAUUUACCCACUCCUGGCCUAGCUUCUACUUCUAUUUCCCACAAUUCAUUGUGUUCUUGAUCAGCUUUAUUUAUCUGUAGGUCCCACAGUUUCUUUCUGGUUCAAAAUUGGUAUCAAUGAUUUUAAACUGAUAAAAACUACAAUUAAAAAAAUAAAAAAA